CACACACACACACACACACGCACACACACACAAAGCUCAAAGUUCAGAUACAAGUGCAUACAGACACACUGUGGUGGAUGAUCUGAUUGUCCUGUUGAGUGUGUGUAGCUUGAAUAAUGAGAGACACUUCAGAAACUCAUGAUGAUGAGCAUGAUAACUUUGACACCAGAGACGACACUGCCUUCUGGAGGAAAGAAGGCUCUUUCAGUGUGAUUCCAUCCUUCAACGGCUCCUUCAGUUUCACUGGUUGCUCUCGAUGGUGUGUGUGUAUGUUCACUGUUUUGGCCAUUUUUCUGUUAGCAAUCAUCAUCUCCAUCUCUCUAAAUAAAACGCAGGUUGACAGGAGGCUUUCAGCUGUAGAAAGUGACAUGAAGAAUUUGAGUCAGUCUUUAGUUUCACACACGAACAAGGUACAGCAGCUGGAGAAGCAGGGUGCUGAUGCUGUUCGCAGUGUUAAUGGAUUGAGACUCAGUUUGAACAGUCUGCAAACUCAGGCUCAAGACUUCUUGACUGAGGUAAACAACAUAAAGGAAUCUGUGACUCAGCUGAAAUGUCACUUCGACACUCUCCAAAACAACACCCAGCAACAGUGUUGCCCAAUGGAUUGGCAGCUUUUCUCUUCACACUGUUAUUAUUUUUCUACUUAUGGAAAGUCUUGGAAUGAAGCUCGAGAUACAUGUGUGAAUAUGAAAGCAGAACUGCUGAUCCUGAAGAAUAAAGAGGAAAAGGGAUUUGUGAUAAAGAACACCAAGCCUUUAUUUUACUGGCUUGGUCUGAGUGAUGAGAGAACCGGAGAGUGGGAGUGGCUGGAUGGAACGCUGUACCAAAUGGACAAGAGAGAUUGGAUGCCUGGUCAACCUGAUAACUGGCAUUUACAUGGUCUGGGUGGUGGAGAAGAUUGUGCUCACUUCCACAGUGAUGGACGAUAUAAUGAUGAUCAUUGCUCCCGGAAUUACCGUUUCAUCUGUAAAUCUCUUGCAUACAGAGUGUGAUAAUUGUACUACUACUACUAUUACUACCACUAAUAAUAAUAAUAAUAAUAAUAAUAAUAAUAAUAAUAAUAAUAAUACAUUUCAAAUCUAAUUGUAAUCUCACCAGGGACCACAAUGAGGCAAAAACUAUACAGGAUUGCUUUGAUUAACAGAACCAGUUGGAGUUUGAGUUUUUUCUGGUUUAAGGUUAAUGUUUUUAAAAAAUUAACUUUAUCCUAAAGUAUAAUUUAAUAUUAUUUUUACAAGAUAUUAUAAUAUAAGACUUAUGAUCUGAUUUUUAUUCAUAUUAUUUUUAGAACUUGUUUAAAUGAUGAGUUAAAUUUUGGUAAAAAAUGUAAUGUCUGUAAGAUUCUGGAAUAAGCUCCAGUCUAGAAAUCUCAAUCUCCUCUGAACUUAUAAUAAACUGCACAUUAAUGUCAUGUUUGGUGAGAUGGGGUGUUGAAGCAGUGCUAAACCCCUUAAUUAGUCCUGGAUGACUAGUGAUAAGGGAAGUGCCUUUGUUUGUAACUUAAUGUACUUCAUAUUAAUAAAA
Silurus meridionalis is the source of this 1524-nucleotide messenger RNA. RefSeq names its product asialoglycoprotein receptor-like 2 (gene asgr1a). The transcript is spliced from 9 exons. The coding region runs from base 117 to 992 and encodes 291 amino acids. The record is from RefSeq and is a predicted model, not a curated record. Lineage: Eukaryota; Metazoa; Chordata; Actinopteri; Siluriformes; Siluridae.